UGCGUUGCGCGUUCCGUUUUAUGCAGCACACUCCGAAAAUCUCAUUGAUUGCCUCACCAACACUCGUCCACUGGCAGCGAUUAUGAUAUUUGCCGCUGGUCUUUUUCUCUCGUGGUUGUUGUGGCAAGUGACUCACGGGAUGGUUGCCAAACCCAACACAAGCACCACAACCACAACCACACUCACAUCCACAUCCACGAGCGACGACAGGUUGCAGUCAAAGAAUGUAUGCAAAGUUGACAGCUCCAGCGAUCGCAAAUUAUUGUUAUGGCCGAUGGAGCUUUGUUGCUGGCAUUGCGAAAGAUCAACAACGGCUAUUGCUCAAUAGCCGACAACGUAGAAGGCGAGCCAAGACGUUAUCGCCCCAAUGUCUGUGACAUUCCACGCCAAGUCCAACCACACACACUCGCUAACUGCGACCCGUAUCCGAAGCUUGACUCCGCGGCGACUUUGCAUGCCAAUAAGGCUAACCGGGUUGCAUGCGACCUUUCUGUUUAUGUAAACUGCCGUACAAAAUGGCGCAUUUGUUGCUACUUACUAUGCAGAAUGUCGACCCACUGCAUGGCCGACGAUCAGAGUUCCAUCAAGGGCAGCAGGAGUAUGUUUGGAGCACUUUCGGAACUGUUUGGUUCCAAUACACUGCCGAUAUGAUGAUAUUGUGUGUGCUCGGGAAGUGUUUGGCACAUUACUGCCUGGCAACCGGAUUGAUAAGCCAGUUCCCUUGGACGAUAAGAUUCCUGUAAGCGGUCGUUAGGGAAGUGGGCACUAACAGAUAAUGCCCGACAUUUGAAGAUCUGUUCGGGCGGUUUAAGCGGGGCCCUAACUCAGGUUCGCCACUUAAGCUGUCAGCCUAACUUGAGCACCGAUCAUGUAAGCCACACUAUGGAGUUGGCAUCCGAAAAAAGGGGAGUCCACAGGUAAAUAACUCAGGCAGCUCUGCGUUAUUGAGGGCCUAUUAACUAGCACGACAGAUUGAGCGAUUGAAAACCCAUCCACGUCCCUCGGUCCGAGGAAAACAAAAAGUUCAAAGGGGCUAUCAACCGCGCUGAUGCGAAACCCGAUGCUGUGGGUACUAGGCAGGGAAUCGUGCGAGGGACGUUUCGAAACGGCGGAUUAAUUGGAAACUCUUGACUAUACUGAUAAACGCUGAGCAAACACGCUGGGGGUUCAAUAACACGACUCCGGCGGGGGUAUUUGCGAUCUUCCGGUCUUUCUGCCAACUCAGGAAUUCAAAUAGGGGCUCGAUAAGCCAGUCUAAAUAAGAGGAUGAGGAUCCAAGAAUUGCAAAACGAAAACAAAGUAUAGUAGCACCUUUAGCAUCCAUCCACUCAUCGGACUACCCGGGCCUUUCUCCGUCGUUAAUUGCUGGGGUAAACGAAAUGCAGGCCCAUGGGCGAAGUGAACCUAAAGUACUUAAGUGAUAAUUAAAUUGUUUUGGCGACAGCGCAUACUUAUAAAUAGACGGUAGGAGGGGGACUUUGCAUAUGCAUCUGCCUACACUCGGACAAAUUUAGAACGAAAACAAUUGGAACUUAUUCUCUUUGUUUUCAGUUAGCUUCUUUCCUUAAGAACGCUUUGUUCUCAUACGUUCUUAUUGUAUAGGUGUUUUUAUACACAAUAGUUAGCUCAGUUUCGGAAAUCAUUCACAAAUAUAACCUAUUACAUGUAAUUAAAUAAUAUUUUUAUUAAAUGUUUCAUGUUUAUUCUCAAUGUUUUCAGUUACCUACAUACAUCCAUUGGUGUGUCCAUAUAUACAUAACCAUUUUCAUAGUGUUCUUAACAGUUCUUAAAUAUAACACAUAAAUAUAAGAUUAUUAAGAUUGAAUGUUUUUCUUUGUGUACUAGCCCCUCCUCGUUCCAAUCUCAUCAGUUCUUGCCAUGUUAUUGUCGAAGUGAUCAAAACAAUAAAGCCUGUUUCUGAACCUCCGCCCCCCAGAGAGUCUAUGUCGAUAGUAAUGAUACGCAGAUACGAAGCUGGAGCGGAUCGGAACGAACAGCUGGAGGGUUGGUGCAUCUUCUAUCUGGGCGUCGAGUGGCUUCUUUGUCUCGACGAUUAAGUUUGCACUUUGUCUCGCAGGCACGCACAAAGCUGCUACGUAGUAAACAAGAGAUCCCGAUUCCUCGCCAGCGCAAUCUGCGCCAGCUCCAUCCAGCGGUAAUCAGCAAUCGUAGCUGACCGCUCCGGCUGCUUAUC
Messenger RNA from Drosophila subpulchrella, 2194 nucleotides. RefSeq lists its product as uncharacterized. The record is from RefSeq and is a predicted model, not a curated record. NCBI's taxonomy places the organism in Eukaryota, Metazoa, Arthropoda, Insecta, Diptera, Drosophilidae. Bases 268 to 651 code for a protein of 127 amino acids. The transcript is spliced from 3 exons.